Dovyalis caffra is the source of this 825-nucleotide messenger RNA. Lineage: Eukaryota; Viridiplantae; Streptophyta; Magnoliopsida; Malpighiales; Salicaceae. The record is from the annotation of a GenBank genome assembly.
AUGGAAGACAAUCACAAAAACCACAAAACACUGUCGUUUUCAUUACCACCCGGUUGUCGAUUUUACCCUUCCGACGAACAACUCCUCCGCUACUACCUCACAAACAAGAACCGCACCAUUUCUAACGACACCGAUGAUCUCAACGGUUAUGAUCUGAUUAAGGAGUUGGAUUUGUACGAUUACGAGCCGUUUGAUUUACCUGAGAAUGCUUGCUAUGCUUAUGGUUAUAAAGCGAGGAAGAGGCACUGGUAUUGCUAUACGAAGAAGGAAGUUAGCGUUUUGAAGAGAAAGGCAAAAGGAGGGUAUUGGAGGAGAAGUGGUAGGGUUAGGGAUGUUGUGAUGGGUCCAGGUGGGAAGGUGGUUAUGGGGACAAGGACUAGGUUUGUUUUUUAUUUGGGGAAUUCCGUUAAGAGUGCAGUCAGGACUGAUUGGGUUCUGUAUGAGUAUGCUCUUGUUGAUCAUCUUAAGGCUUCGUUUGACCUAUGUCGGGUGUUUUUCAAGUCUCGUGGAGGAAAUAGCUUUUCAGAGAAUGUUUUAAGUUCUUGUGCUGAAGAAAGUGUUUCUGCUGUACGCAACAUUGGAACUCAGCAUGAUGGAUUCCUCACACCUGAUAUUGCUGAGGCUAAAGGGCAUAAUGACUAUUGUGUCAAUAUGAAAAAUGAUUUAUCAAGAUAUUCUGUGAGAUUAAGUCGAGAGCUUGAUGAUCAGGUUAGGAGGACAUCUGGGCUUUCUGGUGGUAACAUGUUUGUAGAUGCUGAAACUACUCAGCAGUUGCUAUCCAUUUUAGAGGGAGAUUUUAUAGAGUUGGAUGAUCUUGUGGAUUGA